Apis mellifera (honey bee) is the source of this 5569-nucleotide messenger RNA. RefSeq names its product integrin alpha-PS2 (gene if). Gene Ontology annotation, molecular function: integrin binding. The record is from RefSeq and is a predicted model, not a curated record. Bases 442 to 5295 code for a protein of 1617 amino acids. Gene Ontology annotation, cellular component: integrin complex; external side of plasma membrane. The transcript is spliced from 12 exons. Gene Ontology annotation, biological process: integrin-mediated signaling pathway; cell-cell adhesion; cell-matrix adhesion. Lineage: Eukaryota; Metazoa; Arthropoda; Insecta; Hymenoptera; Apidae.
GAGGCCGGCCGGGUCGCGCAGUUGCGGCACGCAAGCACGCCGGAGCGGAGCGCAACUUCGUGCAAGUGGGUGGGAGUUGCAGCCCUCGUAAGUCAAGAGAGCGAAGAGUAACCGAAAGAACGGGCUUCUACUCAGUCUGUCCGCGGCCGUCCGUCAAGCAGACGUCUCCGACUCUUGUGUGUGCCUCCCCCUCCCACUUCCUCUCGACGUUUCCUAGGUCGACGUUUCCAUCCGACGUUUCCCCGCAGUGUCUCGAGGGCCUCGUGGAUGGCACAUGUAGCCCUUCGCGCCACCCUGUCGUUACACGAUUACCAUCGGAUCUUCAAUUGAUAUUGUACACAGUUUAUGACAGUUUCUCUUCUAAGUUGGAACUUAUGCAUGCACUUAGUGGAUGAGAACGAUUGAAUUGGGUGUGAUCAAGUGGGAAUACCAAGUGUGACCAUGUGGUACGCGAAUAUAAUCGCGGGCUUAAUUGGCCUGAUCUUUGUCGUCGGUUUACCACCGUGGUGCUCGGAUGCGUUCAACGUCGAGACGAAACAUUACGCUGUGUAUCGGAAUGAGACCAGAUCUAUGUUUGGAUUCGCUGUUUCGGUGUACAGGGAUAGAUACGGCCGAGGAUGGGCCAUCGUGGGUGCACCGGAGGCCGAAACUCCUCAAGCUGGCGUCUACAGAGGCGGCGCAGUUUACAAAUGCGACAUAGCGGCCGAUGAUCGAUGCAUGUUGAUCAAUUUCGACAGUAAAGGAAAUAACUACGUCAGAAAUCCAAAUGUGCCGGGUGGUUUGAGUCAGAUCGAUAAUAAGACCCUUCAAUGGUUUGGUGCAACGGUUUCAGCCUCGAUAAAGGAUGGAGGACCCAUUUUGGCGUGCGCUCCAAGAUACAUCUGGUUCUCCGUGUCUCAGCCGAAAUAUCCGGAAGAGAAUCGAUGGAGCAAGGAGUCCACCGUUGGAAGUCGAAGGGAACCAGUUGGUACUUGCUGGAUCGUCGGCAACAAUUUCAACGAGCCACAAGAAUUUUCACCCUGUCGUACGAGGUACUGGGGAUACCACAGACAGGGCUCGUGUCAAGCUGGAUUGGGCGCUUCUAUGUCCAAGAAUAGUGAGAGGCUGUUCAUCGGGGCGCCAGGAAGUUGGUACUGGCAAGGGCAGGCGUUUUCACAGCCGUUGAACGGGCGCGCGAAAAUAAUGUACACGAAGGAAGGGCCGGCAACCGAGGACGAUAGCUACAUGGGUUACUCUGUCACGAGCGGGGAUUUUAUUGGAAACGGUGACAGCGGAACAGCCGUCGGUGUACCCCGUGGCUCCGACCUCCUCGGCAAAGUUAUACUUUUUACCUCGAACAUGACGAAUCCUCGUAACAUAACCGGAGAGCAAAUGGGAGCUUAUUUCGGUUACGCCGUUGCAUCCGGGGAUAUCGACGGCGACGGUUUGGACGAUCUUAUUGUUGGCGCGCCUAUGUACACGGUGCCGGAUAACCCAGAAAUGACAAUCGAGACCGGAAGGGUGUACGUGAUCUAUCAGGGCGUUGGACCUGAAAAGUUCCGCAAAGUAGAUUCCAGGGACGGGGAGAGCAAUCGUGGCCGAUUCGGCUUGUCACUGGCCUCUCUCGGGGACAUCGACCGUGACGGUUACGGGGACUUCGUGGUGGGCGCUCCUUACGGUGGUCUACGCGGCCACGGUGCGGUGUACAUCUACCACGGCUCGUCAACCGGUGUCCUGGAAAAGUAUUCUCAGGUGAUCCACGCCGAGAAUCUGGACGUUCCCAUAAACACUUUCGGGUUCUCCGUGGCUGGUGGCCUUGACCUGGAUGGAAAUCAUUACCCGGACAUGGUGGUGGGCGCUUACGAGUCCAGCACGGCAGUGUUCUUCAGAUCGAGGCCCGUGAUCAAGAUGGAUUCGUACGUGUCGUUCGAUCUUGAGUCGAAAUUAAUCUCGUUGGACGAUAGGAAUUGCACGCUAUCGGAUGGGAACAGGGUCACUUGCCUUCUGUUGAGGGCCUGUUUCAAGUACAACGGGGACGGUGUUUUUCCCAGGCACAACUUUAACAUACAAUACGUAUUGGACGUGAAAAAGACGAAAAGUCCUAGGUUGUUCUUCUUGGAGCUGGAGGGAAGAAACACGAUGAACCGUACCAUCAUGGUGGACAGGGAUCGACAGUUUUGUCGCACUGUUCAGGUCUACGUGACGCCUAACAUCCGUGACAAGCUCACUUCCCUGGACGCCGAGAUGCGAAUGAGCCUCGACGAGGAACGCUACGAGGACACUCGACCAAGAGAUCCUAAACUCCCGUUGCGGCCGAUCCUCGGCUCGACGACGUCCAGGAAGGACUCUCUGUCGAUCAGGAAGAACUGCGGCCCCGACAACGUGUGCAUCCCCGAUCUGCAAAUGAACGUGACGUCAAACGUGCAAAAGUAUCUAUUGGGAUCGGGCAAACGAUUGCAGUUGGACGUGUUGGUGCAGAACAUGGGCGAAGACGCUUUCGAGUCGACUUACAAUCUGAAACUGCCCGCCGGUAUCGAUUACAUCAAGGUGGAAAAGAUUGAGACUAUGGGGGUGCCCGUUCAAUGCUCGGCGCCCAAACAAUCCAACAACAAUACUCUACGCUGCGAUAUUGGCAACCCGUUGCAGAAAAAUGGUUUGGUCAAAUUCAAAGUGUUGCUGCAACCCGUCACCUCCCACGGCAUGAAGCCAAUCUACGAAUUCGAAAUGGACGUGAACACGACCAACCCUGAGAAUCCGUUCACGACCGAGGACAACAGCUACACUUUGAGGCUACCGAUUUGGAUCGAGACCGAUCUGCGCGUGGACGGCGAGAGCAAGCCCAAGGAUCUUUACUACAAUCCGGAUAAUUACACCAGCGAGACGAAUGCAACCACCGAAGGAGAAUUUGGUCCAGCCAUGACGCACAACUACACUAUUCGGAACCAGGGACCGUCGGACGUGAUCGAGGCUGAGGCAUUCCUCAUUUGGCCAGCGCAAACCUUGGCUGGAAAUGAGUUGCUGUACUUGUUGGAGCAGCCGGAAACGUCUGGACCCAUUGCCUGUGAACCUGCCAAUGCGAAUUAUCUUAGUUUAAAGUUGGAUCAACGGAGGAGAAUGUACUCGCAUCACUCAGAUCCAUCGGGAGUGAUCCUGGACGAGUCUCAAUCAGGCAGGACGAUCAACGUGCAACGAGGAUUCGACGCCGACAGAAGCAAGCUGACCCAAAAAGAAGAGUCUGACAUCAACAGUGGCGAUAGUUCGAACAUUCAGAAAUCUCGUCACUCCUCCUCCUCCUCGUCAUCAUCAUCCUCUUCUUCUUCCUCCUCUUCUCAAGUUAUCACCAGCGAGACAAGAAGGUUCCAAUUAUCGGACACUGGCAACAAACCAAACGUUCUAAUCACGACUUACACGCAGAACAAUUCGGGGACCAGUUCUAUAAAUACUGGCGACUUGUCAGCUGCCAAUAGAGGCGUGAUUUUUGACACUGAGUCUGGUACUUACGGGGAGGCCAGUUUGGGCGGUGGUUUCCGGCCCAGUGAUGGCAGCACAUUUGGUACAAGAGUUCCAGGCCUCGACGAGAGUUAUGAAACCAGGACGAAUCAUUCUCAGACGUUUGAGAAUCGUUGGGGCGAGACCAGUGUCUCUGGUGGCCGCGUAUCUUCUUCGAACAGAUUCAACUCCGAGGUGAACGAGAGCGACGAAAGGUAUCAGGAAUAUCUGAGGCAAAAAGAGGCCCAGCGUCGACAGGAAGAAGAAGCUCGACUGGAGCACCAUAGAAAGAAGGAACAACUUUUGGCGGUGCAGCGUCAACGAGAGGAGCAAGAACGUUUGGAAUAUCAGAGAAGGCAGGAGGAGGAGAGGAGGAGAGCGCAGGAGGAGGAGACGAGAAGGCAGGAGGAGGAACGAAGAAGGGUAGAGGAAGAAGAGAUGCGUCAGCGACAAGGAGAGGAGGAAAGGAGGAGAAUGGAAGAGGAGGAGGAAUAUAGGCUCGAGCAGGAGAGGCGUUAUGGCAGCUCUGGCGGUGAACAUCGCGGGAUACAGGCUGGUUUCAUCACCGGUGAUCGAGAGGAGACUGUUCGAGGGGGAGAAUUCGGAUUCCAGUUGCGCAACAUUAGCUCUAGUCAGGAAUUAGAACGAUUGUUUGGAUCUUUGUCGAAAUCGGCGUCUGUUUAUGAAUUGUACAACAGACAAGGCAAGCAUUAUGUUCAAUUCAUGGGAAGAUUUAGGAAUUCCGCCGACAGGAGAGAGUAUAUAGAAUUCCAGGACGGGUCUAUGUUCCCUUUGCAAGACAGUUACGGUAGACAGAGCUACGUUGCUGAGGGUAUCGAGUCCAGAGACAGCAGAUUCUUGAGGAUAGAAGGCGAGCUCAUGGUCGAUUCGACUGGCAAAGGGUUCAUCGUGCUUAAAGAUGGCCGUAGGUUUCCUCUUCAGGGUUCUUUCACUUACACAGAGGAAAGAACGUACACGUUGAGUCCUCACAGCGGGUAUUUGGGAGGUGGUGGCAUUAGCAAUAAGUACGAAACGAAGAGUUACAGUAAAUCCUGGAACGAGGAGUCUGGCCGAGCUGGUGAAAUCGAAAAGGAUUAUGAGUCCAGCUAUUCCAGCACUCAUGAAGAAAGAAGGACAGAGGAUAGAAGAGUGACCAGUAGAGUUUACGCGAGAGAAAAUCGCGAGGCUGUCGAGAAAAUUCCGCAGACCGAGAAUCCUAAUUUUGAUGAAGGUUCGAAGCAAGAGAGCGACAUGCUUAGAAUAUACGAGUUUAAGAAAUUCGAAAAGCUUCAUAGGGUGCCCAGGGACUUGGAGAACGAGCCGAUUGAAACCGAGUUUGACGAUAAAGUAGAUUUUGAAAGCGAUCCUAGAAUGCAAGGACCGGUUAGUCCAUGUGAUUCAGCCAAGUGCGUCAUGCUCAGAUGCGUUUUGGGCCCCUUGAAAAAAGACCAAGAGGUUUGGAUCGGGGCUAGGUACAGAGUGGACGCCAGGACACUGAAGAAGGUCGCUCUUCAAGAAAAAGUCAGGGUCUCGACUAAAUUGAUAGCCCGAGUCACCAAGCAGCCCUUCAUAGGUACACCUGCCGAACAGGUGAUCAAGAGCCACGAAAUUAAAACGAAUGUCGAGCCAAGUAUAACGCCAUCUGCACCGGAUGUUAUACCACUUUGGGUUGUGGUACUCUCCGCCUGUGCUGGAACCAUCAUUCUACUAUUGCUUAUUUUCCUGCUGCACAAGUGUGGCUUCUUCAAGAGAAAUAGACCGUCCGACGCUCCAGAAAGGCAACCACUGAACAGGAAUGGUCACUUCCAGCAUGGGGACGAUCACUGAAAAAAUUAGCCAAGAGUCAAUCAAUGGAAUUUCGAAAAAUCAUCGAACUAUCUAAAUGAACGAGCCAGGAAGUGCCUUUAAUCCUCCUCGAAUCUAACGAAGGAGCGAAUCUAUGCACUGGUUGAAUCAUGACACAUCUUAGUUACAAAAUAAAGUCUCAUGACGAGCAACACGACUAACUGUAAUUAACAAAAUCGCGAGUGCCUUUAUCUCCAGAUCGGAAUAAGAAAGGUGUUCGAGUUUUUUUUUUUUUACAUUUUUUACAUUUCAUUUA